Molecule: messenger RNA, 3922 nt
Organism: Molossus molossus (Pallas's mastiff bat)
Lineage: Eukaryota; Metazoa; Chordata; Mammalia; Chiroptera; Molossidae
Gene: NLRP1
Product: NLR family pyrin domain containing 1
Exons: 15
Coding region: 1-3801 (1266 amino acids)
Biological process (GO): inflammatory response; regulation of apoptotic process; innate immune response
Cellular component (GO): canonical inflammasome complex
Molecular function (GO): protein binding
Source: RefSeq, a predicted model, not a curated record
AUGUCCCAGGCCCUCCAAGCCGGGCCCCCAGCUCAGCCAGAAAAGACGGGUGGCAAGGAGGUGGUCUCAUGCCUGCUGGUUCAACACAGGGAGCAGCAGGCCUGCGACCUGGCCCUGAAGACCUGGAAGAAGAAGGGCCUGAGCAAGCCGUGUGGCCCAGCCCAGAAAGAGGCAGCCGUGGAGUCAGGAAUCAAAGGGAACUACCAGAACCAAAAGAGAGAGAGGCUCUGCCCCACACAGUCAUGGAAACAUGAGGAUUUGCACCGAAGAUUCACACAACUGCUACUUCUACACAGAUCUCAACCCAGAGGCUAUGACUUCCUGCUCAGGAGAAGAAGGAAUCAAGAGGUGGUAGAUGAACAAGACCAUUUGAUUGAGGUCGGAGACUUAUUUGGCCCAGGCCUGGGUACCCAGGAGGAGCCUCCCACUGUCAUACUACAUGGAGUUGCUGGAAUCGGGAAGUCAACCCUGGCCAGGCAGGUGAGGAGAGCCUGGGAGGAAGGCCAGCUGUACAGGGCCAAGUUCCAGCAUGUCUUCUACUUCAAUUGCAGAGAGCUGGCCCAGUUCAAGACAAUGAGUCUCGCUGAGCUCAUCACAAAAGACUGGGCUGCCCUUGAGGCUCCCAUCGGACAAAUCCUGUCCCAGCAGGAGAAGCUGCUCUUCAUUCUUGAUAACUUAGAUGAACCCAAAUGGGACUUGAAGGAGCAGAGUUCUGAGUUCUGCCUGCACUGGAGCCAGCAGCAGCAGGUGCACACGCUGCUGGGCAGUUUGCUGAAGAAAACCUUACUUCCCAAGGCUGCCCUGCUGAUCACAGCUCGGAUCACAGCUCUGCAGAGGCUCAAUCCUCCGUUAGAGCAGCCACGUUGGGUGGAGGUCCUGGGCUUCUCCGAGUCAGCCAGGAAAGAAUAUUUCUACAAAUAUUUCACGGAUGAAAGCCAAGCGAUUAGAGCCUUUCGCUUGGUUGAAUCAAACAUGGCACUUUUGACCAUGUGUCUCAUGCCUUUGAUGUCCUGGCUGGUCUGUACUUGCCUGAAGCAGCAGAUGGAGAGGGGGCAACAAAUCUCACUGACCUCCAAGACUGCCACAGACCUCUGUUUGCACUACUUCUUCCACGUUCUCCCAACUCAGACCCUGGGAACUAAGCUGAGGGGCUUCUGUUCUCUCGCUGCUGAAGGCACCUAUCAAGGAAAGACCCUGUUCAGCCCAGAGGACCUCAGGAAACACGGGCUGGGAGGAGCCACCAUCUCCGUGCUCUUAAACAUGGGUGUUCUUCAAAAGCACCCCACCCCUCUGAGCUACAGCUUCCUUCACCUGUGUUUCCAGGAGUUUUUUGCAGCCAUAUCUUAUGCUAUAGGCAAUAGGGUGGUGAAAAGUGAUUGCUUUCCUAACGUCAAAAUUAUGAGAGACCUGACAGAAGUAUAUGACAGACACAGCCUGUUCAGGGAACCCACCACAUGUUUCCUGUUUGGUCUUUUGAGUGAGAAGAGGAUGAGAAAGAUGGAGAGCAUCUUCAAAUGCAGUCUGCUGCGGAACAGGCCCUCCUCCCUGCUGCCGUUGGUCAAGAGAGAGGUUGAGCGCCAACAACCAAACCUAGAGCCCUAUUGUUGGCACGUGCUCCAUUGUUUUUAUGAGAAUCAGGACAAAGACUUUUUGGCAGAAGCGUUGUCCGCUCUCUGUAAAAUCAGGAUAUGUGUCCAAACAGUCAUGGAGCUCCUGCUGUUCACUUUCUGCUUUGAAUUCUGCCGCCCUGUGAAAAGGCUUCGACUGAAUAAGGGGGGAUGGCACAGACCAACGAGGAUGAGCGCCAGUGCGGUUCUGUCCAGCUGGGGCCCGUUCACAGCUGCCUGGUGGCAGAUCUUCUUCUCCAUUUUCAAAGUCUCCGAAAGCCUGCAGGAGCUGGACCUGAGCGGAAACGUCCUAAGCUGUGCUGCAGUACGGAGUCUUUGUGCAGCUCUGAAGGGGCCUCGCUGCUGCCUGCAAGCACUGAGGUUGGCCGGCUGCGGCCUCACAGCACAAGGCUGCCAGGACCUUGCCCGUGUGCUGAACACCAGCUGGAGGCUGAAAGAGCUGGACCUGAGCUUCAACAUGCUCCUGGACACCGGAGCCCAGGACCUUUUCCAAAAGCUGAGACGUUACUGCUGUAUGCUGCAGCAAUUGCUGCUGGUCAACUGUGGCCUCACCUCUGGCUGCUGCAAGGACCUGGCCUCCAUGCUCAGUAACAACUUUAUGCUGACAAAGCUGGACUUGCAGCAGAAUGACCUGGGUGACCUCGGUGUGAAGCUGCUCUGUGAAGUGCUCAGGCAGUCUAACUGCCAACUCAGGCACCUUGGGCUGGACCAGGCUCAGCUGAGUGACGAGGUGGCAGAGAUGCUGAGGGCCCUGACGCAGGAGAAGCCUGAGCUGAUCCUCACUGGCAGUGGGAAGUCAAGUCUGAUGAUCACUAAGGAGGCCCCAGGUGGAGGACAGAUGGAUGAGGACACGUCCCCACUCAAAUGGCAAGAACCAGAAUCAGAGAGCUGCCCUCAAGUAGCACAGGUGGGACCCUUCUGUCCGUCUUCUUCUGAACAUCUGGGGAACGCACCGGUGGAGCCUCUAGGGACCAAUGAUGACUUCUGGGGCCCCACGGGGCCUGUGGCUAUAGAGGUGGUUGACAAAGACAAGAGUCUGUACCGAGUUCACUUCCCCAUGGCUGGCUCCUACCACUGGCCCAGCACAGGUCUCCACUUUGUGGUGAGAUGGCUGGUGACCACUGAGAUUGAAUUCUGUGCUUGGGAUCGGUUCCUGGACCAGAUGGUCCCACCGCACAGUUGGAUGGUUGCAGGGCCUCUUUUUGACAUCAAGGCUGAACCAGGAGCUGUGGCCGCUGUGUACCUCCCUCACUUUGUGGCCUUCCAGGAGGGACAUGUGGACAUCUCCUGUUUCCAAGUGGCCCACUUUAAAGAGGAUGGGAUACUUCUGGAGAAGCCAGCCAAGGUGGAGCCCCAUUACACUGUCCUAGAGAACCCCAGCUUCUCCCCCAUGGGGGUUCUACUGAGAAAGAUCCAUGCUUCCCUGGGCAUUCCUGUCAUCUGCAAUGUGUUGCUCUACCAUCGCCUCCAUCCCGAGGAAGUCAACUUCCACCUCUACCUAAUCCCCAGCGACUGCACCGUUGAGAAGGCGAUCAAUGAUGAAAAAACUAAGUUCCAGUUUGUGCGAAUACCCAAGCCACCCCCGCUGACCCCGCUCCACAUAGGCUCCCAAUAUAUUGUGUCUGGUCCACAGGAAAUGGAAAUAAUCCCUGAGGAACUGGAGCUCUGCUAUCGCAGCUCUGGGAAACCCCAGCUCUUCUGUGAGUUCUACAUUGGCCCUUUGGGGUCAGGGAUCAGGCUGCAAAUUAGAAACAAAAAAGAUGAGACUCUGGUAUGGGAGGCUUUGGUGAAAUCAGGAGACCUCAGACCUGCAGCUACCCUGGUCUCUCAAGCCCUGAUAGGCUCGCCUUCAUCCCCAGAGGCUCCAACCUUGCUGCACUUUGUGGACCAACAUCGGGAGCAGCUGGUGGCUCGAGUGACGUCAGUGGACCCAAUCCUGGACAAGCUGCAUGGGCAGGUGCUGAGCGAGGAGCAAUAUGAGAGGGUGCGGGCUGAGCCCACCAAUCCGGACAAGAUGAGGAAGCUGUUCAGCUUCAGCAAGUCCUGGGCCUGGGCCUGCAAAGAUCAACUCUACCAAGCCCUGAAGGAGACCCAUCCUCACCUAAUUGUGGAAAUCUGGGAGAAGUGCAGAGGUGGACACGCCAGGGGAGCUACGGGCAAGCUCGCCAGCUGAAGUCUGGACACCUGCUUCUGAGUCCUGGCUCUGACUGUCCAGUCGUUGGGUCUCAGUUUCUUUAUGUCUAAACAUACUGCCAUCGCCCAGCUAAGUGGCUCAGUUAGUUGAGCAUUGUUCU